AUGGAGGAUCUGUUGGUAACUCUUGAUUCAGUUUCUUUAGAUCCAGUGUGGUUUCCAACAACUGCCAAAAUCCUUUAUGAAUGUGCUGUUCAUAUGAGUGCAAAUUACAGGCAGGAAGAAGCAAAACGCCUCUUGAACUUUGCGUAUCGUAUAUUAGACUGGGUUCCUGUAGCUGAGUAUGAAACUGUAAAAUAUAAUAUUUCGCAUAAUUUCUUGUUUCCACUUUCUAUUCCUUUAUCAAAAUCAAUUCAAAUUGUGAUUAGACGAUGUUGUAUGCCUCCUUUCGCUUCACUUGUAGCGCUGACUGAUUAUGAUGCUGGUUGUUUUGAUGUAGGCGAUUUGGAGGAGAAAUUGGAGAAAUUAAAGUUGGAUGGAAACAAGAGUUUCAAGGAGGGUCUUUAUAUAGAAGCAUUAGAUGCGUAUUCUACUGCAAUAGAUUUGGCUGAAGAGUGCAAUAAUGCUUUCAAUCCCUUGUUGCUUACUAACCGUGCGACAGUUUACAUAAAAUUAGGGCAACACGAAGAUUCUUUAAAAGAUGCAAAUGAUUACAUAACGCGUCGUCCAGAUUGCUGGAGGGGUUAUGCUAGAAAAGCUCUCGCACUUGAUGGCUUGAAUGAGAAAGUCACUGCUGACAUAGCUGCUGCUUUAGCUUUUUAUUACAGUAGGGCUAUUUUCUCAGAUUAUUCUCUAUUCAAGGAAUCUUUCUCUGAUUUGCAGAAACGCAUUUUUGUGUGCGAUACUGUGGAUCAGCUCAUUUCCAACGCUGGACUCUCUCAUGAUGAAGGAAACUUGCUAACAAUUCUCGUGUUGGGAUCGAAUGAUUAUGUCUUAAAUUCUGACAUAGUGGUCGUAUAG
This is a messenger RNA of Paramuricea clavata, 855 nucleotides long. The record is from the annotation of a GenBank genome assembly. NCBI's taxonomy places the organism in Eukaryota, Metazoa, Cnidaria, Anthozoa, Malacalcyonacea, Plexauridae.